Messenger RNA from Triplophysa rosa, 2135 nucleotides. It is a transcript of the gene dtwd2, whose product is annotated as DTW domain containing 2. NCBI's taxonomy places the organism in Eukaryota, Metazoa, Chordata, Actinopteri, Cypriniformes, Nemacheilidae. The transcript is spliced from 6 exons. The coding region runs from base 1 to 852 and encodes 283 amino acids. The record is from RefSeq and is a predicted model, not a curated record.
AUGAGUUCAGAAAUGACCGGUGAAACGGAAGAAACGAAGGAUGAUGAAGAUGAAGAUGAAGAGGAGAUGAAGGACAGAGAUGAUGAUGAUGAUGAGGGAGAUGAAGGGUUCUCUGUGCUUUCAGAUUUGCCUGUUGAGAUCAGUGAGAGACGCCCGACCUGUCACACGUGCUGUCGUCCAGUGAAGGUGUGUCUGUGCCCGUAUCUCCCAGCGCGUCCUCUCGACAUCUCCACAUACCUUUACAUCGUCCAGCAUCCGGCCGAGGAGAGCCGCGUCCUCCGAACGGUUCCACUCCUGGCGGCUUGUCUUCCUCCCGUGAAAUGCAAAGUCUUCAUUGGAAGGCGAUUUACAGACGAGAGACAUCCCGAGCUGGCGGCCGUAUGUAAGGACGCACACACUUUGCUUCUGUAUCCCGGAGCUGCUGCAGCUAAUCUGGAGGAUCUCGCCUCAGAUUUUGCCACGACGGCCCAUAAUGUCAUUCUGAUUGAUGGUACUUGGAGUCAAGCGAAAGACAUGUUCCUCCGCAACUCUCUUUUCAGGCUCCCCAAACAGGUGCAGCUGCGGAGCGUCUCCUCCAGUCAGUAUGUGAUCCGCACACAGCCCACAAACAUGUGUGUGUCCACGCUGGAGUGUGCCGCCGUCGCGCUCUCUAUAAUGGAGAAGAACCAGAACAUCCAGGAGGUUCUUCUCAAGCCGCUUCAAGCUCUGUGCUCCUUUCAGCUUCAGCAUGGCGCUCAGAUCCAUCACAGUAAAGAACAUCUCAUUAAAAACGGCGAGUACAACAAGAUUCUGCCCCAAAACAAGCGCAAGAUUCGCAGGAUGCAGAAGCUUAUCAGCAACCAGAACAUCUGAGACUUUUUUCUAAACGAAAUUACAGCACCUUUUCUACAGGAAACAAUGUCUCGCUUCUGUUUCUCACGGCUGCUGAUGUCUGAUUUUUAUCUGAAGUGUUCAGAAGAGCAAUAUUAAUAUGUGCUGCCAUAAGGACAGUUGAUCUAUUCAUUGAGUUCAUAAAUUAUUGUCAUUUUAUUUCUGCUGCUAAAAUUAAUGAGAACGUUUAUUGCUCGUGCGUGUGUUUUACGCCUUCUGGUGGCGUCGUACUGUAGCGCCGCUCUUGUUCUGUUAGACCGAUCGGCAUCAAAGUAUCGCGAGAGCAGACUGCUGUCGACAGGGUUGCCAACUCAGCGGGUUUCCUGCAGAAUUGGGUUACUUUUAAACUGAUUCCGCCGUUUUCAUAAAUUGUAGUUGACUUAAAUGCGUGUAUUAAACUAAUUUACUCUAUCAAAUCUAUGUUCUAACAAUAAUAAAAGUGAAUCGGUCAAUAAAUCUGUAUAUAGUUCUAAAAUUCCUUAAGGAUUUUGUUCACCCACUGUAAAUCUCGAGGUUAGAUCGUCUUUUUUAUGUAAAUCUACUAUGUCAAUACUGCUAUACAAUUAUUUUUAUUGAUUUAAGUGUCUAAUACAUAACAGAGACAGUAAAAUAUGUAUUUAUGUUAUGUAUGAGAGUGGCAUGUUUUGAGUUGUGGUGUUUGGGCGACUUUUGGACUGGUUUUGAUUGGCCGUUGGGCAUGUUUAUUUUUUACAAAACUUGGCAACCCUGGCUGUCGGUUUGCUCACGCGAUACACUGAUGUCACACGCCGGUCGGUCUGCGCAGCCAGCGCCGCAUGAAACACACUUCUGACUCUAGAACGUCAGAGUUGUAAGUAGCCAAUCAGAAUCCGAGUCUGAAGUCCGCUUGUUGCGUUGGACCAAUCACAUGCGUUGAAUGCAUUUGAGUCUGGCCCUGUCCCAAAUGGCGCACUUGCGGUCUCGUGGACUUAAAUUGCGCGUUCUCGCCAAGUCUACGAGUCCGUAGAGUGUCGCAUUUGUCUUUUUAGCGCUCAGAAGUCUGCUCGCGAGCGCCUCCUUUGUGCCCUCGACUCCACUGAAGUCCCCUACCCAGGAAUCCUUGCGAACGCCCAAUCACAGAACGGAUGGGAGGAGUGUCGUGGAUGUCAGACAUUUACGUAAACAUGACGGAUACAUUUUUAAAUAUAUGUUUUGAUAAAAAUUAAUUUAAUUAAUUAGUUACUUAUUCAUAUUAUUUCUUAUUUAUUUUCUAUUAAGUCAGCUAUUCAAGAAUAAAAACUUUUAAU